This is a messenger RNA of Prorocentrum cordatum, 1722 nucleotides long. The record is from the annotation of a GenBank genome assembly. NCBI's taxonomy places the organism in Eukaryota, Dinophyceae, Prorocentrales, Prorocentraceae.
AUGGUGUUCGGCGACCACCUUGUGAAGUGGAUUGGGGCUGGGGAGGAGAAGGAGCCGCUCGUCCUGGAGUUCGCGCACGCCGUAAUCGAGGUAUUGGUGGACGCGCAGCGUGCCGUCGGCGUCUUGAGGUAUAUCAGCGACCAGAACAUCAGCCACAACACUGACAUUGCCCUCUUUGGUGACGUGAAAGCCAUGGAGCAGGCAGCUCACCAGACGACUAAGAGGGGCAACUUGAUGACCAGCGUGGCCAUUGCCAUUGGCGACAAUGCAUGGUGGAAGGCGCGCCUGAUGACAGCAGCGAGAAAGAACGACCAGAUGAAGACACACGCGCCGAAGGUCUCGCAGUUUCUACGGGAUUUCCAGAAGCACGAGGCGCCUACCCCGACAAAGGCGUUCUUGGCCCUGGCCAAAUCUGCUGUUGGCGAGCUUCCUUUCUUGCGCGCUGCUUUGGCACCUGGCGCCGCCGACGAGCUCGAGAGCGUUGCGAUGAACAAGCUCGCCCACGCGGUCCAGCACUGGACAAGGGGUGGUGCUGGGCAACCGGAGGGCGGUGCGAUUUCUGAGGAGGAGUUGGAGCUGAUGUCCGCAUACAAGGCGUUGCUCGCUGAGGCUGCGGACUCGUGCCCGUCUUUUGAGAACCUGAUGCAGGAGAUGCGGGACAUCGGCAAGAUCAUCGGGGACGCCGACUCGCGCGCCAAGGUUCACGCCGUCAAGAAGGUCAUCACAAAGGCGAACGCUGGCGAGAGUAUAGACGUCACGGAGCUGCUUGACAUGGCCCAAGGGAUAGAUUCGGAUGCGUUGGCGGAGGCAGAUCAUGCUGAAAUGGCUGGCUAUUUCGCUUCUCAUGUCAAGAUGCUCGCCGAGAGGGACUUCACGCCAGCCUCGAAUCGCUCGCCCACCGACUCGAGCAUGGAGUUUGAGGGCGUGCUGGUUGGGUUCAUGCGCAAGGAUUUGAGCAAGAAGGCGGAAGUGGUCCUGUCUACCUCGAGGGCGCUCAUGAAGUUGCAGCGCGAGACCGCUAUGUUGAAUGUGACAGUGGUCGAUGACUGCGACGGCGACUCUGGCUCCACGUCCGAGAAGCAGGCAUCGGCCGUGAAGAGGGAGCUGGCCAAAGUGACGAAGAUGCUGAAGAUGAAGUUCGACGACGAGGUCAUUUCGUCUGGAGAGGUGGCAUCGAUCUUCCAAGACAGGGCAACGUCUAUCGUGGACGUCUCGACGGGCUUGUGCAUGCGCGUGACGCAGGCUUGCUUGAAGAGGCGGGAGUUCGUCUUGGCGGGCGCUCGCUUGAAGGCGCAGAGCCUCUCCGUCGACAAUUCGGACCUGAUGGGCUGGGUGGAGAGGGACAAGCUCACUUGGGAGGACCUGAAGGCCAAGGCGCAGGAGCUCCUGGACGGCGCGAGCGUGGAUGGCAUCUUCAACGCGUUGGGCAACAUCGAGCAGGCGCAGACUGCGGUGACCGAGUACGCCGAGGACAUGGCGCUGAAACCCGACGCUGAUCUGAUCGGCACGACGCCAGACUUGACGAAGAAAGUUGCCAUCGUGGGUUGCGAGAUCCAGCUCAUGCAGGCGUUCUGCGAUACGAGGUGCAAGGACAAGGUCUGGUUGCGCGGGCAGUGCGUGGCGGUGCAGAAGGAGCUCGCCAAGUGGAAGGUCCUGCCCGUCGACAUGGACGAUGUGAUUUUGGCAAAGUACCGCGCCGCCCUGAAGUUGCAGGCCAUCUGA